Molecule: messenger RNA, 659 nt
Organism: Caenorhabditis angaria
Lineage: Eukaryota; Metazoa; Nematoda; Chromadorea; Rhabditida; Rhabditidae
Source: the annotation of a GenBank genome assembly
AUGCCAACUGUCAAUCUGGCUAUAAAUAUCGAUCCGGUGGGUUUUUCUGGAAUUCCCGAAAAUUUUUGAGCUUAUGGUGUUAAUCUUCAAUUCUACAUUAAUUUUUUCAGAAUGAACCUCGAACAUGUUGGAGAAUCCCAACAUCAAUCGCAAUCUACAUUUUCCAAGCCUCCCUGAUUCUAUUGAUUAUUGGAAUAGCUGUUGGCUAUGAACUUCCAGGUUUGCUGAUUUUGGCACUCGUCCAAUUGCUCAUUUCUGCACUUUUUGCCAUGAACUUCUACUAUGCGAUUUUGGCUCAUUUUAUUGCUCAGAUUAUUGGUUUAGGAUAUCUGCUUAUUUUCUUCGUUUGGUAUAUUUGUAUCAGUAAGUUGCAUUCAUUAAUCGAAAUUCAAAACUAAACUUUUCAAAAUCCAUCGUAAUAAUUUUCAGUGAGCCGACCUGUCGUAACAAUUGAUGCGUUAAAAGACAACAUAUUCUGGCUCAUCGUGAUCUUCAUCAUCUUAUUCUUCCACAUUUUCUACAUGAAUCUCGUCUUUCAACAUUUGCAUCAUUUGACCAAAACCAAAACUCUCGAUCAACUUCAGCCAACUCAGUUUUUGUCGCAUCAGCGACUUCGACCACUUCAGCGCCUUCACAAUAACAGCCGUUGGGAGAUUUGA